Molecule: messenger RNA, 3867 nt
Organism: Microtus oregoni (creeping vole)
Lineage: Eukaryota; Metazoa; Chordata; Mammalia; Rodentia; Cricetidae
Gene: Spring1
Product: SREBF pathway regulator in golgi 1
Exons: 5
Coding region: 106-723 (205 amino acids)
Biological process (GO): positive regulation of SREBP signaling pathway
Source: RefSeq, a predicted model, not a curated record
CAGAUCACGUGGCCGGGGCGGCUGCCGCGGGGAGGCUGGGCAGGGGUAGGAGCGAAUUUAGAGGGUCAUGCCGCGGGGUCGUCUCUGCGCCUGCGCCGCUCCGGGAUGCAGAACCUUGCAGAGCUGCUGUGGCGCCGGGUCCUGCGCAAGCGCUGGGUGCUCGCCCUGGUUUUCGGGCUCUCGCUGGUUUACUUCCUCUGCAGCACCUUCAAGCAGGAAGAGAGGUCGGUAAGAGACCGGAACCUUCUCCAGGUUCAAGACCGUGAGCAGCCCAUUCAGUGGAAGGUCCAGUUUAACCUGGGCAACAGCAGCCACCCCAGCAACCAGUGCCGAAACUCUGUUCAAGGGAAGGAAUUCCUCACGGACGAGCUGGGCUAUGUCUGUGAGAGGAAGAACCUGCUGGCGAAUGGCUGCUGCGAUGUCAAGGUCCCCAGCACGAAGCAGUACUGCUGUGAAGGGUGCCUGGUCAGUGGUUGCUGUGAAGUCUAUGAGUACUGUGUCUCCUGCUGUCUGCAGCCCAGCAAGCAACCUCUGCUGGAACGCUUCCUCAACCGGGCAGCUGUGGCCUUCCAGAACCUCUUCAUGGCAGUUGAAGACCACUUCGAACUGUGCUUGGCUAAGUGCAGGACUUCAUCGCAGAGCGUGCAACAUGAGAACACGUACCGUGACCCCAUAGCCAAGUACUGCUAUGGAGAGAGCCCACCCGUACUCUUCCCCGCAUGAGGCCUGUUGGAGAGACACCCAGAACCAGCCAGGUCCACGUGAGAUGAUGAAGGAGGGAGCCAAGGAGGACCCUUGGCUUUGAGCAUGUCCUGUGGCAUCCAGUGUCUCUGUCUCCCUCACCUCCAGCUGCAGCAGACAGAGCUGUUCUGUAGAGCAGGCCCGGUGAGGCCCCGGCACCUUGCCUGGCUGUGGCCAUGGGACGGCUGCAGGGCCAGGUGCUUGAUCCCGUGUUGUAGUUUCUUAAUGACUUCUCAGUGGGGGAAGUCACACUGUUUUUUGCAGGACACCUUUGCCCGUGCAGUUGGAUCCACUCAAGGAGGUGACUGCUCUACGUGGUCCCUCACUGUCACAGUGACGUUGUUGCCGCACCAGACCCAAGUGUGUCUCCAGGAGUGUGGGUGCACGGACUUAUUUUUGGUUGUUUUAACACCUGGCCAGCAGGCCUUGUAUCUAUAGCCCAACAUCUAGGGGUGUGUAGAGCCUCAGGGAGGUGCUGGUACCCACUGAGCCUGCGUAGAGCUGCCCUGGUAUGCUCAUAUCCCUGCAAUGGUGGUCGGAGGCCUGAAUCCCCCGAUGACUCUCCCGGUGGAAUUUGCUGUCACUGUACCCCUGUUGAAACCCCUCAGCCUUGGGGCAGGGGAGCCUUUCCCUUGUCUGUCACAGAAGCCGAUGGGGACCUGGUGAAUGCGGUCUACGGCACUCUUUCAUUCUUACCGCUCGCUCUCUGCUCCUGGCUGUGUGCCAGAGGAGAGCUUGUUAAGUUCCUACUCCAGCCUAAAGUUUCACAUCUGCUCUCAGUGGGAGACGUAUGCGGUAGCCAUGCCGUAGAGCAUCCCAAAGGCCGGCCAGUGUUCAGUACUUGCAGGGUGGGCAGUUGUCACCGGUAACUGAAACUUGGGUUUCAAGCAUGGGGCAAGACCCCUCCUUCUCGACUCUCCUGUCUUUUUCUCCAGUCUCCUGUAACACACACGGCUCCCGGAGACUCUUCACUGACCCUUACAGAGGCCACAGCCAGCAUUUGUGGUUUGGGCUCAGGUUGCCCUGGUGUCAGGCAUGAGUCUCCAGGGUUUCUCUUAGCAGCUUCAUAAAGCCGUGUCUCCCAACUGUUUGCCUUCCUGAUGGAAUUUCCUUCAGCUUCCUCCUGCUUCGCCUUCCUGCUCACCUCUGUGGAAGAAAGGACAAGCUGAUGGGAAUUGUUCUCGUUUGGGGUCGCCAUGCUGGGAUCAGAUUCAGGACUUUGUGUGUGAUUAGUAAACUUUCUGCUACUGAGCCCUGGCCCUGGCCAGGGAAUUGAUUUUUACUGUUAGAUCCCAGUGAUUCUGUUCCAUUUGCUCUGGACUUCUCAGUGUGUGGAUUCAAAGUUCACGAAAGAACUCGGUGCACCUGCACAUUCUGGUGCAUUCUGGAAUGUUCUGGCAUGUUCUCACGUGUUCUGGCUUGCUUGCUCAUUUUUUCUGGUAACUGGGAGAUAUAUAAUUUUUUUAAGACAGGGUCUCCCAUUGCCCAGGCUGACAUCCAGCUUCGUAUGUGUUUGAUACCAACCUUAAACUCCUGAUGCCCUCUGUACCUGCCAGGUGCUGGGGUUAUAGGUGCAUGCCAGCUGCAUGGCUCAUCAGCCUUGUAAUGCCAGUUUACCCUUGGUCAGCGUUGGAGUUGGUCAGUCACUCCCUUGGGUUCACUUUCACUCUCAAGAGUGGCAACACGGGGUUAAUGUAAACAUCAUGCCCGUUGCCAGCUCUCUCUGACCUGGCACUGGAAAGGCAUGUGUGUGCAGUCCUUGAGUUUAUAGACCCCGAACAGUUGAGAUCAAGAUUCCAGUUUACUUGUGUUUCACUUGGCAGAUGAGGAAAUAACUUACCCUCCUAAGUCCCUACCAGGAUAGAAUAAUCAAAACCCACAGAAGAACUUCACCUCGAAUCCCCCUCUCACAUGUCCUCUGGGGCACCUCCACAUCAUCUCCCCUGAGAACGGACGGCUUCAGUUAUCCCAGACAGGAGAAAGCGGUGUCUGCGUCCAUGCUGAGUCAGUAAUGCAGAGGUCACUUUUGAUUGACUGUGGAAUGUGGGUUUUGUGUUUUAAUCACCUUGGGGAACACACACACACACACACAUACACACACACACACAGAGCUGGGGAAGUCUAGGGAGGGGGCUGGGUGAGAAAAGCCGCAGGUAGGAGUGGUAUUGAGGAAGCCGGGAGGCCAGUGUUCACGUUGGCAUGCUAAUAGGCACCAUAGAUUUGUCCUCAGUGGUUUUUUUUUUUGACCUGAUACUAAUGAUAAAAUAAUUACCUAAAAAUCACACAGCCUAGAGAUAACCACCAGCUAUUUUCGACUUCUCUGUGACUUUCCAGGCAGAACAAACAAAAACCCCAGGGCGUUCCUCCCCCGUGGAAACACUGCCUGUGAGUCUGUUGUCUGCAGGCCCGUGUGAUACCCAUUGAGGACAUCUGGUCCCUUUCAUGGGGGUGGCCCGCUCUUACUGAGCACGAUUGUUAGCUCAACUCCUGCAGCCACUUCUCCACAGGGGUUGGAGGUGUCUGUCUGUCCAUCCCUCUGUCCGUUUCAUAAGCUGUUUUCAGUGUUCCAGUUUGUAUUUAUUAUUAUUUUUUUAUUUUUAAGAUCAUGAGCCUGUGUGUACCAGCUCAGACUAAAUAAUGAGUUCUGGGUUGCAAAGAGGAUUUUUUUUUUAACUUAAGAUGUUUAAGGGGCAGUUGAAUUAGCCCAGUGGACCUGGGUUCGGUUGCCAGCGCCCACACAGGGGACUCACAGCUGAUGGGAUGGGAUGACCUCUUCUGUCACAGGUACCCUAAUAUGUGGCAUGUGUUUGCACUACAAACACACAAAAGUAAUGUAAUAAAGAUAAAUCUUUUAAAAACUAAAUCACAUUUAAUCAUUGGGGGGUACACAUGUGCCAUGGUUUAGGUCGGAGGAAAAGUUUUGGAAGUUGGUACGUUUAUCCACCAUGUGGGCAUGGAGCUCAAGGUGUCUGUCUUGGUGGCCUUGGCCCACGGAGCCAUCUUGCUGGUCCUGCCUGAGUCUGUGUCCAUAAAUUAAAUGAUAAAAUACACAAGUGCUAUUGAUUGUGUUUAUUAAGUCACAGUGAGCGGAACCCCACAUGGUUUGAUUGGCCAUUUAUUUUGUCU